AUGGCCGCCAGCUAUAUUAUUAACGUACCGAAGCUUAAGGGUCGAGAAAAUUAUGAUGAGUGGGCAUUUGCUGCAGAGAAUUUUCUCAUCCUAGAAGGAGUGGACAUCAACGUUAAACGAAUUGAGCAGGCCGUCCCUGUCGUUGAAGCGCAGAAGGCGAAAGCGAAGCUAAUUAUGACCAUCGAUUCAUCGCUUUAUGUUCAUAUCAAGGACGAAGGAACAGUUCAUGAUGUGUGGGAGCGUCUAAAGGCGCGGACA
This is a messenger RNA of Iphiclides podalirius (scarce swallowtail), 258 nucleotides long. The record is from the annotation of a GenBank genome assembly. NCBI's taxonomy places the organism in Eukaryota, Metazoa, Arthropoda, Insecta, Lepidoptera, Papilionidae.